Messenger RNA from Trichomycterus rosablanca, 1180 nucleotides. RefSeq names its product OTU deubiquitinase, ubiquitin aldehyde binding 1a (gene otub1a). Bases 37 to 843 code for a protein of 268 amino acids. The transcript has 7 exons. Gene Ontology annotation, cellular component: nucleus. Gene Ontology annotation, molecular function: ubiquitin binding; cysteine-type deubiquitinase activity. Lineage: Eukaryota; Metazoa; Chordata; Actinopteri; Siluriformes; Trichomycteridae. Gene Ontology annotation, biological process: negative regulation of double-strand break repair; protein K48-linked deubiquitination. The record is from RefSeq and is a predicted model, not a curated record.
AACCAGAACACGUGACAGGAUGCAGUUACUGGCGUCAUGGCGGAUGAACAACAACAAGAAGGGAUGUCUCAAAAAGAUAUCGAUGGGUUGAAUUGUCUAGCGUACGAUGAAGCAAUAAUUGCACAGCAAGACCGGAUUCAACAAGAGAUUGCCACCAGCAUUGCUCUUGUGUCCGAUCAACAAGACAUAGCUAUUCUUAAGAAAGAGUAUGCUGAAGAGGACAAUAUUUACCAGCAGAAGAUUAGGGAUCUGCAGAAAAAGUAUACAUUUAUAAGGAAGACCCGUCCAGAUGGAAACUGCUUCUACAGAGCUUUUGGGUUCUCAUAUCUGGAGUCGUUGCUUGAUGAUAGUAAAGAACUGCAAAGAUUCAAAGCUAUUGCUGCCAAGAGUAAACAGGAUCUUGUUAACCAAGGCUUUACAGAGUUCACCAUUGAAGAUUUUCACAACACGUUCAUGGAUCUGAUUGAGGUGUGUGAUAAGCAGCCAUCAGUGGGUGAGCUGCUCAAUUCCUUUAACGAGCAGAGUGUGUCGGACUACCUGGUGGUUUAUCUGCGCCUGGUGACCUCGGGCUUCCUGCAGAGAGAGGAGGAUUUUUACCAGUUCUUUAUAGAGGGUGGACGCACUGUUAGAGAGUUCUGUCAGCAGGAGGUGGAGCCAAUGUCCAAAGAGAGCGACCACAUCCACAUCAUCGCUCUGGCGCAGGUUCUGAACGUGUGUAUUCGGGUGGAGUACAUGGACCGAGGGGAGGGAGGCACAGUCAAUCACCACAUCUUUCCAGAAGAUGGAGAUCCCAAAGUUUUCCUUCUGUACCGGCCAGGUCACUACGAUAUUCUGUACAAGUAGCAGCUCAGAAGCUCCAUUCUCCUUGCUGUGCUGCAGCCACUGUGUUUAACAGCAAAGCUGUGAAAAAUGAUUUUGGAGCCCAGUGUGUGAUCUCACUAUCUGUGCUCAGCACCACAAAGACAGGCGUACAGUUUUCUGACUUCAAACACUGGACAUUGUACAGUUUCUUUAUUUUGUAUAACUCCAGUCCUUCACUUCUCUUAUGCCUAGUUGUUUGAAUAUUUUUUGUCUGUUCUGUACUGUGUUUUACUAUAGACUUGGUGUUCUUAAUCAUGUUUGUGUGUGAGAAUAAACGUUUUGCAAUUUGUCAUUAGAUUUAAAAGAAAAAUUACAGGAA